CCCAUUACUCUCGAAUCACUCCUUGCCACGCAUGCCAGCGCACCAAAUCCAAUACUCGCUGCAUUGGAACAAGUUCUAUCUGAACGCAAUGUCCUCUCAACUCAAAAUACACAGCUUUGGAAACUUAUUGAGAAGCAACGUGCCGCAUACAACCAGGUGCUCAAGGAAAUUGAACGUGUCCGUAGCGAACGAGAUACCUACAAGACUCGCUUGCAAGCAUCAGGA
Messenger RNA from Suillus bovinus, 225 nucleotides. RefSeq lists its product as uncharacterized. Lineage: Eukaryota; Fungi; Basidiomycota; Agaricomycetes; Boletales; Suillaceae. The record is from RefSeq and is a predicted model, not a curated record. The transcript has a single exon. The annotation marks the transcript as partial.